Molecule: messenger RNA, 466 nt
Organism: Carlito syrichta (Philippine tarsier)
Lineage: Eukaryota; Metazoa; Chordata; Mammalia; Primates; Tarsiidae
Product: zinc finger protein 41-like
Exons: 4
Coding region: 122-466 (114 amino acids)
Biological process (GO): regulation of DNA-templated transcription
Source: RefSeq, a predicted model, not a curated record
GCUUCCAGCUCCUGGGAAGAACAGAGUUAUCAACAGGAGAGCCUGAGGGCUGAGGUCCAGUGUAAAAUAGUAACUAGUGGGGACUUUCCCCUGUGGUCUCUGGCCUUGGCUGCAGAGGGACAUGGCAGCUCAUGUGAGGAUUGUGUUGUUACAGGUGUCAGUGUCAUUUGAGGAUGUGACCGUGGACUUCAGCAGAGAGAAGUGGCAGCACUUGGACCGUGCUCAGAGACACCUGUACUGGGAUGUGACACUGGAGAACUACAGUCACCUGCUCUCAGUGGAGUACCAAAUUCCCAAGCCAGAGGCCACCUUCAAGUUGGAGCAAGGAGAGGGAACAUGGAUGCUGGAGGGAGAAGCCCCCCAUCAGAGCUGUUCAGCUUCUCGAACUGUCCCCACAAACGGCCUCACAUGGAUUCCUGUCUGUCAGCACUGCCAUCGGAAUCUAUACUCUUCCUCGCCGCCCUAG